AUGGACAUGGCACUGCGUUCACGCCAGCUCCCCGACUCCGAUGAAGUGGAAUCUGUGUGCGACCGGCAGUUUCAUGCGCUGGACCGACAACGGCGCAGCUCAGAGGAGUUGCAACUAUCGCCAGGUCCGGCGGUGCCAGCACGGAUCUUUACAGACUCCUCCGUCUCAGGAGUCAUACCGUUCCCAGAAACCGUGUCCUCCGCGCGGAUGUUGACGCCGAUGACACCGGGAGCACCGCUCUUCAGCCUCAUACCGUCCACACCACAGACGCCAGGGCCCGUACUGAAUCGCUCCGUCACGGCUGGCUCUGCCACAGCAGGCGCUAACCGGGUGCCAUCUCACCAGCAAGGGCUCGCUUUGGGUCGCUCCCAAAACCGCGUCUACUCCUCCGGUGUUGCAGUACCGAAGCCUGCAACGGUCGAGCUGCAGAGGAUUGCCGACCAGGAAGACGUCAUCCGACCGGAGCGGAUCGAGACAGGCACCAAAAUCGGCCGCCACCGCCGCCAGUCACUUCAGGAAGAGCUAGCCGUCUUCCAGACCAAGUUUGAUGAUGACAGGAAGGUCGCGCAGCAGAACUUCGCAAAGAUGGAGCGAGUGGUGUCCAAAAAGAUUGGCUUGUCCGUCGCUGCGGUAUCGGAGAGAAGUCAAAGCUCUGGGGUCAUGUCUGAGAGCGACAAGUUUGGUUCGGAGGAUGAGUGCGACUUCCAGAUUCGCCAGUGUUUCGUCGUCUCCAGCGACCGCCCGAAGAGGCUUUCCAUGCAAGCUCGCGGCGGAGGUACAAGCCUAACGCAGAACCGCUUGGAUGAGGUGUCUGAGAAUCGUGGGGGCCGACACUGCCACGAUGGCAUGGCGCGCAGGUUUGUCCUCACGCCUGGCAGCAAAGCUCGUGCCGUUUUCGAUGCCUUUCGAAUGAUCUGCGUGAUCCUGGACAUCACCAUCAUCCCCCUGAACCUCUUUGAGUUGCCCUUCAACGCCACACUGCACACGAUUUCAUUGCUGACCUUGACCUUUUGGACCUUGGACAUCUUCGCUUCAUUCCGCACGGCCUACUUCGAGAAGGGCAGCUUGGUGUUCGAUUCAGCGAAGAUCGCAUGGCACUACCUGAGCAGAUGGCUCCUCUUCGAUCUAACUGUGGUCACGCUUGACAUCGUGAUUGAGUCUUCUACAGCCUCCAGAAAGUUCACUUUCGUGCGCAUGAUCCGAGUGGGACGGCUACUGAAGUGGAACCAGAUGUUCGCCUCCAUUCGGGAGAACAUCGACUCCCAAAUGUGGAUCACCCGGGUGUCGAUCAUGAACAUCCUCUGCCAGAUCCUUCUGAUGUACCAUGUCGUGGCUUGCAGCUACUGGGGGCUUGGACGAAUUAACGUGGACUCUGCCAACUGGAUCACGGAGUACAGCCUUGAGGAUCGCACAUUCGGCUACCAGUACACCACCACGCUGCACUGGGCCGUGUGCCAGCUAGGCCUCGGCUCCAACAUCAUUGAAGCCACAAACUUCGCGGAGCGGGUCUUCUGCAUCGUCGUUGUGCUGAUAGCGUUGGUCACUUUCUCGUCCUUGGUCAGUUUAAUGACGUCGCAGCUGACGAGCUUGCACAACGUCCAAGAGGAGGAGCAGCAACAGUUUCGCUUGCUGCGCAGCUUCCUCCUGCGGAACCACAUCGACCGGUCGUUGUCACAACGGGUCACCAAAUUCCUGCAGCACAGCUACACCAUCCAGCGCGAAGUUAUUUCAGACUCGCAGGUGCCCUUGCUGGCUCAUCUCUCCAAGAAUUUGCAGGGCGAGCUGCAAUAUGCGCGGUACCAGAAGAGCUUGAGUAGCAUGGCCUUUGUGGAGGCACUGGAAGGACAGAAUUUGCAGAACACGCAAACCCUGCACGACAUGGCGGUUCAG
Symbiodinium sp. CCMP2456 is the source of this 1890-nucleotide messenger RNA. Lineage: Eukaryota; Dinophyceae; Suessiales; Symbiodiniaceae. The record is from the annotation of a GenBank genome assembly.